Drosophila willistoni is the source of this 1526-nucleotide messenger RNA. Its product is annotated as pickpocket protein 11. The transcript is spliced from 4 exons. Bases 1 to 1500 code for a protein of 499 amino acids. NCBI's taxonomy places the organism in Eukaryota, Metazoa, Arthropoda, Insecta, Diptera, Drosophilidae. Gene Ontology annotation, cellular component: membrane. Gene Ontology annotation, biological process: sodium ion transmembrane transport. The record is from RefSeq and is a predicted model, not a curated record. Gene Ontology annotation, molecular function: ligand-gated sodium channel activity.
AUGCCAAUAGACAAUAGAAAUUUAAGAUUCUUCACAUUUUUGGAGUCAAUAAUUUUGGGAUGUUGGAAAAGAUUAUGUCAAGUACGUUUGCCUAAGUUCCUUCACUUUUUGAGGGCUCGCCAGGAUGAUGGUUUGUGCAAACGUAAAACUGGUUUCGAAAUCUAUUCCGAAAUGGCCAGUAUACAUGGCUUUCAUAUAUUUGUUGGGGCCAGGACAUGGCAACGGAUUUUAUGGUGGUGUGUCAUAUGCCUGGCGGUUCUAAUGUCUAUCAUUGUAAUCACAAUGUUGCUAAUGAUUAAUCAGGAUAAGCCGACAAUACGAUUUAUAGAGAGCAUGAUGAUACCCACAUCAGAGAUGCCCUUUCCAGCUGUAACCAUAUGCAAUAUGAAUAGAAUAUCCAAAAAGAGUUUAUUAAAGAAAGCACGAGAAUCAAAUGUGACGGAGGAAACUUUGCGUGGAAUUCGUGGGUUUAGCUUAGUAAACAUGACUAAUCUGAAUUGGACCCAAUUAUUGGAAGAACUUUCUCCGAAGAUUUGUGAACAAAUUGUAAAUUGUAAAUGGGAAGGAGAUGCAAAGAUUUGCCAUACCCUAUUGCAUUCGGUUUGGACGCAGGAACAAAGAAUUUGUUGUUCCUUUAGCAAACAAUCUCUACCAAUCUAUACCUCACACCAUGGUUCCGCCAAGGGUUUGAGUCUUCUCCUAGAUCCUCAAACUGAAGAUUAUGGUAAUGUUAAUUUUGCCUCAUCUGGUUUUGAGAUCUUGGUACAUGAAUCGCUGGCAGUGGUGAAUGAUGCCACACAAAGGUUUUAUGUUCCCAGCGGUUCAGAAACACAUCUUAUGAUCAAAGUCUUUGGCACUCACUCUGGAAGUCAAUUAAGAAGUUUACCUUUAGACAAGCGUCGCUGUUAUCUAAAAGACGAGCGGCAAUUGUUCCAUUUUGAUGUUUAUAGACAAAUUAAUUGUCUGGCCGAGUGUCGCAGUGAACGAAUCUAUGAGAUUUGUGGCUGUUUGCCUUCACAUUUACCUCGUCGAAGCGAGUGGCCAGUAUGUCAAGUGGAGCAAUUGAAGUGUUUGCAAUUACAUGCCACUGAUCUGGCUGGAGAGAUUAUAGACAAAGACAGUGGAAGUUAUCUGUGCAAUUGUCUGCCACCUUGUGACUUUUAUCGCUAUGUAAUACAACCUGAUGUCAGAAGAAUGUAUAAUUAUAAUGACACUGGCUCUAAUUCAUCAAAAAAGGUUCUUGUUCAUGCCUACUACGAUUCACCCAUUGCUGAGCAGAUACGUUUGGAUGUCUCUGAGAAUUGGUUGCAGUUCAUAGGCAAUAUUGGCGGUAUAACCGGACUAUUUAUGGGCUGCAGUUUUGUUUCGGUAUUCGAACUAAUAUUCUUUACAUGUGUGCGACCCACUUGUAAUUGGUUAACUAGGCAACAAAUACGGUAUCGUCUGCAACUAGCUAGAAGAACUAAGACCCAAGUAGGGCCAUUAGUUCAACCUAAUUAGGUGCGACUAAUUGUCCAAAGUCAAAG